Messenger RNA from Lampris incognitus (smalleye Pacific opah), 10451 nucleotides. It is a transcript of the gene rev3l, whose product is annotated as REV3 like, DNA directed polymerase zeta catalytic subunit. Bases 1248 to 10451 code for a protein of 3067 amino acids. Gene Ontology annotation, cellular component: zeta DNA polymerase complex; nucleus. Lineage: Eukaryota; Metazoa; Chordata; Actinopteri; Lampriformes; Lampridae. Gene Ontology annotation, biological process: double-strand break repair via homologous recombination; error-prone translesion synthesis. The transcript has 32 exons. Gene Ontology annotation, molecular function: nucleotide binding; DNA binding; DNA-directed DNA polymerase activity. The record is from RefSeq and is a predicted model, not a curated record.
UCUGUUUUUUCUUUUCCGCAGGUGUAAGGCAACGCCACCUCACCAUUUUCAAACACGCAACGGACGUUUUACGAGCAAAAAUUUCGGCGGACGCGCUCUCCGUGCGAGACGCGACGAGGCCUUUUGACGCGCGCUUUUAUUUUGACAGCGGCCUUUCGACGCGCGCUUUUAUUUUGACAGCGGCCGACCGGAUGUUGCUCCGCGGCGGCCGUCGGCGAGCGGCGCGGCGCGGCGGACGGAAGACGGAAGACCGAUCGUGACGGAGCAGCGGGGGGCGAGUCGUAAUCCGGUUCCCGGAGGUCCUGCUGAUCACCGUCACCCCUAUCCGAAACGUCAGGGACGUCUCACUUCAGGGCUCCGGAAGAAAAAACCCUCCCCCCCCCUCUCCCCCUCAAACCGAGGACGCCCCCCGGCCCGGCCCCCCUCCCCCGAGUCGGAAUCGUUGCGAAAUCUCGUUCCUCGCCGCGGAACUAACGCUCCUAACGGACGCGCGGCCGCGGCGACCCGGACCGCCGAUGAGAGGACGGGCAGGAAGCCGGACCGCUUUUAUCCGCCUUGCCGGGGAAAGCCUUUAACGCGUGGCCACCGCGCGUUACCUCCCCCCCGGCGUGUCGUAACCCCGGGUCGGCUCGACGUGGGCUGACCUGUUAUGGAAGAAGCGCCCCUGUGCUGGCUGGCUGGCCGGGCCGUCUGACGACUGGGGGCUGACUGGCCGCCGCUAGUUUCCCGAGACGAGAGUUUUGAUUUUUUAGAUUUUUAUGGUAUUUACAUGAGGGGGGAGGCUGUAACGUAAUGCGGCUGUCGAACUGAAACUAAACCCCCCCCCUCUCUCCCAAAAAACCCCGGAUCACAUCUGUGCCUUACAGCAUGGACUGGACGGCCGCUGCGGCUCGCCUUUCUCCUCGCGCGCGCGGUCGGAGCUGACGGUGCGUGCGUGUGUAUGCGUGUGUGUGGAGAGACCAUGGUGGAGGACACGCCGACGCCCUCCACGCCGAAGAGAAACAAUUCUUUGUUUGUUUUGGACGUCGUAUAAACUGCUCCCCGGUUCGUCUCGUCUGCCCCCCCUUCCUCCUCCUCCUCCCUCCCUCCCUCCUCCCCCCGUGACAGUUUCCACGUCGCUUGGCUAUUGUUGACUGUCGCGCCGAUUUCGGUGCCCUCGCAGUCGGUAGUUGUUGUUUUUUUUGUUGUUUGUUGUUGUUUGUUGUUGUUGUGCGGGUGCGGGUGGCCUGGAGGCACGGCGGACGGUCAUGUUUGCCGUGCGCAUCGUUACCGCAGACUAUUACCUGGCGAGUCCCGUCAAAGACCUGGACGUCUGCUACUCGGAGUUCCGGGAGAGUGACGUGAGGAGAGUCCCGGUGGUGCGGAUAUUCGGCGCAACACCUGCAGGCCAGAAGACGUGUCUUCACCUCCAUGGCGUGUUCCCUUACAUCUACGUGCCCUACGAUGGCCACGGCCCGCAGCCGGAGCGCUACCUGCGCCAGGUGGCCUUCAGCAUCGACAGGGCCCUCAACGUGGCCAUGGGGAACCCCGCCUCCAGGAUGCAGCACGUCUUCAAGGUGGUGCUGGUCUCCGGCAUGCCUUUCUACGGCUACCACGCCAGGGAGAAGCAGUUCAUGAAGAUCUACCUGUACAACCCUCAGAUGGUGAAAAGGGUAUGCGAGCUAUUGCAAGGCGGCGCAGUGAUGAACAAGGUCUACCAGCCACAUGAGGGCCACAUCCCUUACCUGCUGCAGCUCUUCAUCGACUACAACCUGUACGGCAUGAACCUGGUCAACCUGGGGGCCAUCAAGUUCCGCAGGAGCCGGCCGAAAGAGGCCCCGGGCCAGCAGGCCCCCAGCAGCCAUCCCAUUGCCAGCCCAUUGAGGAGCCCCUGCACCCCCAAGCUCAACGACAGCACGCUGGGAGGCACGUUUGUCCGCUGGGAGGAGGACGCCAUACCCUGCUCUCUGGUCCUGGAGGAGGUAGAGAGGCAGAGCACCUGUGAGCUGGAGGCCGACGCCGUGGCGGCAGACAUCCUAAACCACCUGGAGACCGAGAGUCAGGUAGGCAGGAACCCAGGCCUGCAGGCCAUCUGGGAGGACGAGAAGCAGAGGAGGAGAGAGAAGAACCAGGCCUCCCUGAUAGAGACACCUGAAUCACAAGAUCGUGGGUUUGUCGCCUUGACAGAGAGCGAGGAGAUCUUCAUGAGGAGGUUCAAGGAGAUCCUAAAAGAGAAUAACUUCGACGUGACCCAGUCCAGUUCUGCUCUGGGCGACGGAGAGGAACAAGAGAUUUCCCCGGGCGAUCUGUCGCUUCACCCCGACAUCCCCACGCCGGGGGAGCUUCUGUGUACGGCCGCCAACCAGGUGGAGGUGCACAGAGACUCACAACCAGACUUCGUGAGGAGCAGCGGGAAAGUUCUGGAGGAGGCGGUCGUCGAUGAAGAGGCCAUCUUGAGUCUCCUUGAGAGCAGUCACUCCUUCCUCCCUCUCUCCCAAAGAUCCAGCCACUCGCCUCUAUUAGAUGGCAGCCAAGACCACACAAUGGUGAAUUUGCUCGCAAGCCUUGAGGAUGAUGGUUUCAGAGCAGCUCCCAUGAGGCAGAAUUCCCAGUCACAGCCUCUUCCCGGCUCUGGGAACUUUCACUACAACAGUGAUGAGGAGGAGGCGGGGCCAGAGCUGGACAAGGAAGAGGCGGAGCUCAGCAUAGUGAUGUCACAGAGAUGGGACAGCGACCCUCCAGAAAACUCUACAACAAGAAGGCCAGGUGUGAAAGAGGCAGAGGACAGCUUCAGUGAUGAGCCACAGGAAUCCUCUGAUGAGGAGAUGGAAUGGAGUGGGAACAGUGUGCUGUUCGCCAACCUGUCCAUCCCCCAGCUUGAUGGGGCCGCGGACGAGAGCAGCGAUUCAUCGUUAACAGACAGCGGCUCCAGGACUCACUCGUCUCUCACGGUCACAGAUAAGAUCUUGGCCAAGAGGAACCCCUUCCGCGGGGAGAUGGUCCACCUUGAGACCCCCUCCUCAGCCAAGGUCCUACUUGAAUGCAAGCACCCUGAGCACAGGCAGGCACGCGCGCUGGAUUCAGAGAAACCAGCUGACAAACACUUCCUCUCCAAGAGCAACCAGGACGGCAGCAGUGAAUGUUCAACGGGGUUCAAGGUGAAUAAAGAGAUCCCUUAUAUCCCACCAGUCAAGCACCCUAUCCCUUGCAAGAUUGCCAAUCACACCGAGGUCUCUCAGAUCUGUGCAAACAAGGAGGACGUCUGCCCCCUUUACACCUAUGAGAAGAAGACGACAAUGCCGCUGGAUGAGACGGAUCUAGACGGCUUUCCUUUUGGCAACAGAAAGAUCACACAGAGCAGGAAGAAGUAUGGCAGUAUAAAGAAUGUAGAGAAGAACUGUCUGUCCAUCCUCCAGAAUCACCGGACCUUCUCUCUGUGCUACUCAGAGCUGAGAAACUGUUCUACCAAGUCUGAGCUGGAGCUGAACCAGAAAGAGCGCAAAAGUCCUGUCUUAAGGAACAUUCCAUCAGCUGCCUCUCCCAUGGAGGAGAACGAGUUCCUGGCCCCUCGGGAGGAAGAGAUAGGCCAGGACAGCGAGGAGGGCGACAUCGGCGAGCUCAAGAUCAGGUACGAGGACUACCAGGAGAAUAAGACGGAAAGAACCAUUGUUGCCCAACAGGAGGCACACUACAAGUUCUUCCCCAGUGUCAUUCUGUCCAAUUGUCUCAGCAGGAAAAAGGGCGGAGGCAACAAACUGCAUGAUCCCUGCAGCAAGCUGGAACAGGCCCAGUCGCGGAGGUCCAGAUUGAAACUAAGCAAGAGGAGGCCUGGGGCAACAGCACAGAAGAAUAAGGUAACUGCAGAUGAUAGCCUUGCCUCCAUCAGCCAGGUCAGUACUGGCUUCACCUCCAUCAAACCUGUUUGUCCCUCAAGUAUGGAUAUGGAAACAUCUGUCACAGAAGACAAGCUAAUCAGUGACAACUUGCAGGUGAAAGAUAAACUUGUCAUGCAGGUAGAGCCAGUCAUAAAGGAGGAGCCAGUUAAUCAAGAAAAGCAAGUAACUGAACAGCCAGAACCACUUCCAGAGCCCCCUGCCCCUGAGCCCCCAACUAUUUCCAGUAGUUGUGAAUCAGCUAAAGCCACAGUGGAGGACAGGCUAGACCCACUGCCUGAACUUUCCUCUAAAGUCACCUGCACUAAGACCUCAGGGCUGCCUGGUAGCAAAUACACUCUGAGAGCAAAACGCAAGAUGAGCUAUGAUAGCGAGGAUGGAGAAUACUCAGGUGCCUCCCGGUUUAAAAACCCCCUCUCUAUCAAAAACCCACUUAAGGAUAGCCACAUCCCCAGUGGACAGGAAGUAAAGUGCCAGAAACGGCGCAAGAAGGAUCCCCCCAUUAUUAUCAAGUACAUCAUCAUCAACAGGUUUAAAGGGCAGAAAAACAUGCUGGUGAAGAUGGCCAAAGUGAAUGUAGAGGAGCAGUCAGUGGUGCUAACACCAGGUAAGCUGGAGAAGUACAACAAACUAGCCCCUCUUAAAGAUUAUUGGCCAAAGGUUCCGGAGUCUUCUGCCAUCAAGUUUCCCAUCACUGAGCCAAAGGCUAAGAAACACCCAAAACGAAAGACAAAGGUUAACUCUGCAACCAAGAAAGUGGUCAACACCUCCUCCAAACCUCGCGUUAGACAGGGUGAAAGGGUAAAAAGGACUAAAAGCUGCCAGAGAGGCCUGAAUUUGCCCUCCCUGCCCCCACCUCGACCUUGUUACUGUGAGCUAGCGGAUGACCAUGACUUGGAAUACAAGGAUGUCAUGGUAGAGCUUGGCUACCUCUCUGAGAGGUGCCCUAGCCCUACAGAUUCCACCCCUCCUCGCUGUUGGUCCCCCAGUGACCCCCUUAUGGACACCGGGUCCUCAGACCAGCUGAUUAACCCACUCAGAGACCCAUGUCUCAGUUCUGUCCUCCAUGAUCCCCCCCCUGUAGCAUCUUCAGCCAAAGGAUCACGCAGUAAAGGUCGAACUGCCAAACCUAAGAAAUCCAUAAACACUAAGAGCAGAGUAAACAAGGCUGCUAGCAAACUUCCUGAAGAAGAUGAAGCCAAAAAGGAGAAUACAAGGCGGAGCUGUGGCACUGCCCCUAGGAGGAGAAAGAAAGAGACGGGAAAAGCAGAAGCGGGCGCAGGCAGCUCAACCACCACCUCAAGGACUAGGAGGUCACGUAAAAAGGUCAAGGUUCCAGAACCCAAUUGCUGUUCAGGAAGUAAAGACUGUCACAGCUCAGAGCUUAUUUUCCCUGAGAAGGAACUGACUCAUUCAAAUAACACCUCUCAAGAGGUUCCUCCCUUUCAGCAGCAAGCAUGCAUAGCUAGACCCAGCCAGGACAGCUCUGAGUUGAUAUCUGUAUCAGACUCUCUUUCAUUUGUCCAGUUUAUAGAACCAAAGGUCGAGGACUGUGAGACUUCCAUCAUGGAGGUCAACCAAAGCUUCUCACAGUCAGAUAAGUUGCAGACUGAUUGUAGCCAGACCACCAUAGUCAAGGCGGAGGCUGUAACUGUGAAGUGCAUGGAUGCUCAGGUGAAACCAUUACCUGGAUCCUUGCCAGACAAUAAAGUAGGAGCCUUCCCACACUCAGGCCCAAGGAAUGGGGAAAUCCCCACACUGUCGGAGACCCCCUCUGGCUUAGCUGUCCUGAAAAAGCUCUUGCAGAAGAAGCAGCAGCAAGGAAAGGCCCUUCCUCUACAAGCCGUUGGCACAGAGAGCUCCACAAACACCACACUUGAACUGCCAGCGACACUAGAUCCCAAUUCCAAGCCUGCUAAAUCCAGGAGAGCCCCUGCUUCCAACCCUCGAAAACCUCGGGCCCAAAGAUCUACUGCUCCAAAGGAGAAGAAACCAAGAAAUAAGAAAGUCAAAGGAAGCAGCUCUCAGCCAGAGCUGCCAGUUAAGCAGGAGGCCUUCGUAGUCGAUGAUAGCCCCAUCUUUCUGUCAGACCCAGGACUAGACAGUUGCUACUUCAUAGAGGACAGCUUGUCCCCGGAACUUCCACACAACUACAAUUUUGACAUUAAUGCCAUUGAUCAGACCGAGUUCUCCAGCCCGUAUGCAGGCAGUCAGUUUGUUCUGACUGAUAAAAAUUUGCCACUCAAGUUUCUGAGUGAUGUCAGUCAGGAGGCGGUCCCUGCCUUGCCGCUGGGUUUUGAGAGGAGACUAUCUGCGCAAGGAGAGGAGCUUCAAAGGCGUUCUGAUUGGCACAAAACUAGGCCUCUCAGUCCAGACCUCUUUGAUAGGCCAGAGAACGGAGAGUCGUUAUCCAGUCACCUCACUUUCUUAGACACUGAGAAAAUCCUCAGGGGAAGGGAAUGGGGUUCCUCUUUAGGUAAAGCCCACAGCCUCAGCCCCUUUCAAGACUUUCACUGUGAGCGGAAAGAGCUGCUCUUUUCAGCCUUUGACUCCAUUGAGCCAAUGCGUUUAAGCUCCAUUUCCUAUGUGGAGAAUGAGAGCUCCCCAACAGGGGACCUCCUGGAGGGGAUCGAUGCCCUGACGUCCACCACACCCAGCAGUUCUCCUCGCUCCAUCAGCUCACUGUCCCAGGUGAGAGCCAGCCAGCUUCUCCGAGGGGUGGGAGGGGGAGCCCACAUCCUCAAGCCGCUCAUGUCCCCUCCAAGCCGGGAGGAGAUCCUCAGCACCCUUCAGGACUUGGAGAUGUCAGAGGCCACCUUCCAAGAGCCCUUCUGCAGCGACCCCUCCGACGCCCCAGGGAAACCCAUGGAGGUUGGUGGCCGUAAGCUGACAGUGGGCACCAGGCUGGUGAAGGAGCUGGCUGAGUUUAAUGGGGACCUCUGCCUGGAGGGGCUCCAUUUCUGGAAGACCGCCUUCUCUGCCAUGACCAACCCUUCCACCUCUGCUCCCUUCUCCUCCACCACCACCACCCGCCCCCAGGGAGACAAGACAUCGGCCGCAAGUGAGGAGCAUGCGGAGCUGGGCCCGUCCUUGUCCAAAGGGGACCAGAAGGUGGUCCUGCUGCCCUGCAGGAACCCCCCAAGCCGGGAGCGUGUGCAGCUGUGGCUGGAAGCCAGGAAACAGUACGAGCAUCUGCAGAGAGGAAGGAGAGAGGUGGGAAACAUAAAGGAAAGGGAUGGGCUGGUUGUGGACAUGCUCUCAGAGAGGCCCGACUCUUCAGCUGCCAUCAGCAGCCCAGGGGCAGAGGACAAACAGCGGGAAACAGCAUCCACUCGUAGAGGCAGGAAACACUUGCUGUCUUUAAAAAUGCCUGCUCCUGACAACGCCAGCUCUCGGGGCAGCCCCGUGGUGGUGAGUCCCGUGUUGGCUGUAGGUGUCUUGACCCCCAAGGAAGAAGGGGAGAAGGUGGGUGAAGGUGAAACCAGCUCUCCAGACUCCCCAGAUCUCCCUCCAUGGCAGGCUUCUUCCAAGUACAGCCUGUCAGGACCAGACGGGGUAGCGGUGCAAAGUGGUGGGGUGGGGUCUCCAGAGAUGCCCUCACCAAGACUCCUCACCUCCCCAGAGAGGACAGGGGAGAGACUGCUUCACACUCCCUCGCCUUUACCCAGCAGUGACUGGGAAGAGGGCAGGAUCAGUCCUCACCUUCUCCACAGCACCCCCUUCCUUAGGAGGCAGAAAGGGAGUGGGGGAGACCUGGAGCCAAUGUUCAGUACUCCCAUGACUGAAGCUGCUCCUAUCCUCUACGGCUCCACGUCCGUUCCCAUCAUCCUAUUUUCUGUUCCAGAGGAGCCCUUGUCCCAGAGACUUCAACAGAGGAGGAGGAGCCAAGCAGAGCCCCUGAGAAGAGUAUUACUGUCAACACAGAUGAAGAACCAGUUCGCUGCUCUGAAUGUGCCAAAGAAGGACAACUCUGGGAUCGAGGGCCCCAGUAUCAGUAAUUCAUACGGAUUCAAAGUCAGCAUGCAGAAUCUGCAGGAGGCCAAAGCUCUGCAUGAGGUUCAGUACCUGACGCUGAUGAGCAUGGAGCUCCACGCACGGACCCGACGUGACCUGGAGCCCGACCCGGAGUUUGAUCCCAUAUGUGCCUUAUUCUACUGCCUCAACUCUGACGCUCCCUUCCCGGACUCGGACCACAGCCAGCUCACCGGUGCCAUCGUGGUGGAGAAGGAUCCCCAAAGCGACGGUCGAGGUAAUCGAAGAACAGCGCCCCUGCUGGUCAGGUCGGGCGUCUCCGGGCUGCAGGUGACGUACACAGGUGACGAGAAGCAGCUGUUCCAGGAGCUGGUGACCAUCAUGAGAAGGUUCGACCCGGACAUCCUGGUGGGUUACGAGGUGCAGAUGCGUUCCUGGGGUUACCUCCUUCAGAGGGCAUCGGCGUUGGGGGUGGACCUGUGCCAGCAGCUGUCGCGGGUGCCAGGGGACUCCAAAGAGAACCGCUACACAGCAGACAGGGACGAAUACGGUGCUGACACCAUGACCGAGAUCAACAUCAUCGGCCGCAUCACCCUCAACCUGUGGAGGGUGAUGAAGACUGAGGUGACAUUGAACAACUACAGUUUUGAGAAUGUGGCCUUCCACGUGCUCCACCAGCGCUUCCCGCUGUACAGCCCUCGCACCCUCUCCGACUGGUUUGACCACAACACCGACCUCUACAGGUGGAAGAUGGUGGACCACUACGUGAGCCGUGUCCGUGGCACCACGCAGCUGCUGCAGCAGCAGGACAUUGUGGGCAGAACCAGCGAGCUGGCCAGAGUGUUCGGGAUCCAGUUCUACCACGUUCUGACCCGUGGAUCACAGUACCGUGUGGAGUCCAUGAUGCUGCGCGUGGCCAAGCCGUUGAACUACAUCCCUGUUACACCCAGCAUACAGCAGCGUGCCCAGCAGAGGGCGCCCCAGUCCAUCCCGCUGGUGAUGGAACCGGAGUCUCGCUUUUACAGCAACUCGGUGGUGGUGCUCGACUUCCAGUCGCUCUACCCUUCCAUCGUCAUCGCCUACAACUACUGUUUCUCCACCUGCCUGGGUCACGUGGACAGCCUGGGAACGCCCGAUGAGUUUAAGUUUGGCUGCACCUCCCUGAGGGUCCCCCCUGAGCUCCUCUACCAGCUCCGCAGCCACGUCACCGUGUCACCCAACGGCAUCGCCUUCGUCAAGUCCUCAGUGCGUAGGGGUGUCCUGCCGAGCAUGCUGGAGGAGAUCCUGAAUACGCGGAUCAUGGUGAAGCAGUCCUUGAAGGCCAACAAGCAGGACAAGGCCCUGACCAGGCUGCUGGACGCCAGGCAGCUCGGGCUCAAGCUCAUCGCCAAUGUCACGUUCGGCUACACCGCCGCCAACUACUCCGGACGCAUGCCCAGCGUGGAGGUGGGAGACAGCAUUGUGCACAAAGCCCGGGAGACUCUGGAGAGAGCCAUCCAGCUGGUCAACGGCACCAAGAAGUGGGGCGCCCAUGUUGUGUACGGAGACACUGACAGUAUGUUUGUAUUGUUGAAGGGGGCCACAAAAGAGCAAGCCUUCAAGAUUGGCAAUGAGAUCGCCGAGGCGGUGACGGCGACCAACCCCAAGCCCGUGAGGCUGAAGUUCGAGAAGUUGUACCUGCCGUGCGUGCUCCAGACAAAGAAGCGCUAUGUGGGCUACAUGUACGAGAGCCUGGACCAGAAAGAGCCCGUGUUCGACGCCAAGGGGAUCGAGACGGUGCGCCGCGACGGUUGCCCUGCUGUUUCCAAGAUUCUGGAGCGCUCCAUUAAGCUGCUGUUUGAGACCCGGGACAUCAGCCAGGUGAAGCAAUUUGUGCAACGCCAGUGCAUGAAGGUCCUGGAGGGGAGAGCCAGCAUGCAGGACCUGACGUUUGCCAAGGAGUACCGUGGCAGCGCCUCCUACAGGCCUGGUGCCUGCGUCCCUGCAUUGGAGCUCACCAGACGCAUGAUGGCCCACGACCGACGUCUGGAGCCACGUGUCGGGGAGCGCGUGCCCUACGUCAUCGUGUACGGGACGCCUGGCGUGUCCCUCAUCCAGCUGGUGCGGCGUCCCCUGGAGGUGUUCCAGGACCCCAACCUGCGACUCAACGCCACCUACUACAUCACCAAGCAGAUCCUGCCCCCGCUCGCCCGCUUGUUCCAGCUGAUCGGCGUGGACGUGUUCAGCUGGUACCAGGAGCUCCCCAGGAUCCACAAGGCGUCCGGUUCGACGGCGGCGGGCGGAGGAGAGGAAGUGGGCCGGAAAGGGACCAUCUCCCAGUACUUCACCACGCUGCACUGCCCCGUGUGUGACGAGCUGACCCAGCUGGGCGUGUGUGCGCGGUGCCGCGCCGAGCCGCAGCGCGUGGCCGUGACGUUGUACCAGGACAUACGCCAGUGGGAGAGCCAGCAAGAACAGCUGCUCAAGAUCUGCAGGAACUGUAGCGGCAGUGCCGAGCGUCAGGUGCCCUGCGUGUCCCUGGACUGCCCCGUGCUCUACAAGCUGUCCCAGGUCAACCGGCAGCUCUCCAAGGCCCCCUACCUCCGACAGCUCCUGGAGCAGUUCUGA